AUGUUUACGAGAAAGAAAAAGAAGCCACAAAUAUCAACACCAACAAAUUUUGAGCAUCGAGUGCAUACUGGUUUUGAUAAACGUGAAGGAAAGUUUGUUGGUUUACCACUACAGUGGGCGUCAAUUGUUGGUAAUAAUCAGAUAUUAAAAUCGACAAAUCGACCAUUGCCGUUGGUUGAUCCUAGUGAAAUAACACCCACAGAAAUAUUAGAUUUGAAGACAAUUGUACGUGGACACAAUGAUCCGCGUAUUAGCAAAAAUAAUGGUCAGAGUAAUGGUAAUAACAAUGAAAAUAAUAGUAAAUUUGAGAAUGGUGGAUUACCGAAAAUGAGUACUGUUGCAAGAUCUAAUUCAUUGAGAUCUUCAAGUCCACCAAGAUUGAGACGAGAUUUUCGCAAUAAUGCUAAUUUACCGCCGUCUGUACCGGAAGGACAAGAAGUAUCAUCAAGUCCAAGUCAAAUGGUGCCUACGUAUACGAUGUAUGGAAAACCUUAUGGUUAUCCUGACAAAAUACGGCAGCAAAAUUCAUCAAGUGUUGGUAAUAUGGUCGGUAAUGGACCUAUUUCUGGUCCUAAUUCUGGACCUCCUGGACCUGUUAAUUCAAGUUUACAAAAUAUACAAAAUAUGAAUCCGAACUUACAAUCAUCACCGAAUUUAACCAAUGCAAUAAACAAUGCACCGAAUUUGUCGAUAAAUUUCCAAAAUUUAAGCCCUAUACCAAGUCAUCAAGACGGAUCUAAUGUUAAUAAUUCAAUUAGUAGUCCAUUAAAUGAACAUGAUUAUCAAAGAAUGAAUGCACCAUCAACAAUGUCAGGACAGCACCCAGAAAAUAUCCGGACGAUGACAGAGACUGCUAGAGAUCACGCAAUACCGGCAAAUAUGAUGAUACAUAAAUUACAGCCGAAGAUAUCACCAGUUGGUUCAAUAGCAUCUCAACGACCCCUCAGUCAAUUGAGUACUCAUAAUGUCAUAAAACAUCCACAUAAUUAUCUUAUGCCUGAGAACUCAUCAUCACUACAUGGACAUUUUAACAAGCCACCAGAAAGCUCACAGUCGAUGCAUAAUUUGUCAAAACUGGCGGGACAUCCGGCAGUAUCAGCUAUGCCCAGUUCAAGUGCCACUAGCUCAGUGAGCCCGCGGCUACAGGGCUUCUUGGAAAGAAUGUUGGUUCGUGAUCCAGCCCAGAGAGCCACUGCUGAAGAAUUAUUGCAACAUCCGUUCCUAAGGCAAGCAGGAAGUCCUAGUGUCUUGAUACCACUGAUGCGUAGCGCAAGACAUACCAAUUGUUGA
Messenger RNA from Cotesia congregata, 1290 nucleotides. Lineage: Eukaryota; Metazoa; Arthropoda; Insecta; Hymenoptera; Braconidae. The record is from the annotation of a GenBank genome assembly.